This is a messenger RNA of Exophiala mesophila, 1880 nucleotides long. RefSeq lists its product as uncharacterized. The record is from RefSeq and is a predicted model, not a curated record. Gene Ontology annotation, molecular function: aspartic-type endopeptidase activity. NCBI's taxonomy places the organism in Eukaryota, Fungi, Ascomycota, Eurotiomycetes, Chaetothyriales, Herpotrichiellaceae. Gene Ontology annotation, biological process: proteolysis. Bases 372 to 1622 code for a protein of 416 amino acids. The transcript is spliced from 3 exons.
GAAAACGCCGCGCAAAUCCUGAGACGUGCAGAUGGCGUCCUCCCAAUGUCGUCUAGCUUCAUUCCAGUUCAGGCCGUGGCUUUCCUUGUUCAGUUCUCCCUCAACCCAUGCUCUUUAAUACUACCGCUCAUCGCAAUUCAUCCGCUCGACAUGUUUGCUUUCAGUCCAUUCUCUUAUCCUUGCAUUCAUUUCUAUCGUUGAUGAGCCUGGUCUCAUCUAGACUUGUUUAAUUGUCCCUCAUUUCGACGUUCAAGGCAGGCCCUUCGUCCUUCUCUCUCCUACAAAACUUGUUCAUAAAGCACUGGUGCCAGGAGAACAACCCUCAUUUCUUGAACCUGGCCUGUGACUGGAUAUCCAUCAUCGUCAUCAAGAUGGCCAGACUUGAUCUUUUCCUCUUCACAUUCUUUUGCAUUGCCGCUGUGCUGGCCAGCCCCAUUAAGCAAAAACAGAAACGCUCAUUCAAAAUCCCGCAAAUCCCAAACCCAAACUACAAGCCCAAUGGCAAAAGAGCCUACAAGCGAGCAUUGUUCAAGUUCGGGCUUGGGGACAUCAGCUUCCUCCCGGACGGAGAAGUCGCUACCAGAAUCAAAGCAUCAACAGAGGCUGCUGUGGACGACGACAGCAAUUCGGACGGAGCGACAAACGCCUCUCCCACUCAAAACGAUGCUCAAUUCUUAUCCCCUGUUACUAUCGGUGGUCAGACCUUGAUCAUGAACUUUGACAGUGGUUCGUCGGAUACGUGGGUUUUCAAUACCAAUUUACCAGUUGCUGCUCAGCAAGGUCAUACCAUCUAUGACCCCUCCAAAUCUACCACAUUUCGAAACCUGCAAGGCACUUUCAAUAUCACAUACGGUGACAGCUCUUUUUGUUCAGGGCCUGUCGGUUUCGAAACUGUCGACAUUGGUGGCGCCACAGUUGAAGCCCAAGCCAUUGGCUUACCCGACAUUGUUUCCCAGUCCUUUGUGACAGACUCGCAUUCCAACGGCCUCGUUGGUCUUGCAUUUUCUCGCCUCAACACCAUUCGUCCCCAACAACAAAAGACCUUCUUCGAUAACAUCAUGGCCGAUUUGACUCUCCCUGUCUUUACCGCACAACUCAUCUCAGGCCAGGUUGGCUCAUAUGAAUUCGGCAACAUCGACACCACCGCCUUUGUUGGCAACCUCAGCACUGUUCCUGUCGAUAGUUCAAGGGGUUUCUGGGAAGUCCCUUCGAGGUCGGCCAUCAUUGGAGGCCAGACCGUUGAAAUUCCCAGCGGGCGAACCAUCAUUGACACCGGCACAUCUCUUAUGCUUGUUGGUGACGAAAUGUUGGUGGCUUACUGGAGUACUGUCCCCGGGGCGCAACUCAGCCAAGAUGCAGGCGGAGUGAUUUUCCCGUGCAACACUGCUCUCCCAGAUCUCCAGGUGGCCAUCGGCGACGACUACUUUGCCACCGUCCAGGGCAACGGUAUGAAUUUUGCCCAAGUUGGCAGAGACAGAAACACAGGAACUGAAUUUUGCUUCGGUGGUCUUCAAUCGAAUCAAGGUCUUCCAUUCGCCAUUUACGGCGAUGUGUUCUUCAAGUCCCAAUUUGUCGUCUUUGAUGGUUCGGGCCCUUCACUGGGGAUCGCUCCACAUGCGUAGGCUCGUCGCGAGCCCUCAGAAGGUGUCGUCUGGGUUGUCGAUGUUUGGCAUAGCGAAGGAGUUUCAGGUUGAUAUGAGGUUGUCACUAAUCUCUCCCGUGAAGUCAUGAUGUUGCAUCUUCCACGAAAAGUUACACGAUGUCAUGACAUUACAACGACGUCUCGGACAUAGAAUCAAGUAUCUGAAGAUGAAGAACCAAAAAAUUGCAAUCAUACUUGUCUCACAAGAAUUGUCUUGAUCGUUCAUUCCAUCAUCCAC